AUGUCGAUGUCAAGUGCGUCGAGUCCGGUUAGGAGGAAGCCUGUAAAACGCGGAGGCGGAAUGUCUAGUGCUUUGUCAAUUGCAACUAAUCUUGGUUUCUCAGUGUCGUCUUCACCUUUGUCCCAGCAUUCAUCUCGGGCAACUGAGGAAAAGGGUGAGGGCUUGAUCAAGGUUUUAAGAGAACUAACCAAUGUCCAAAAAAAAAUAGCAGAUUUGGAAACUGAACUCCAAGGUCGAAAGGAUCAUGUAACUUCUGGAUUUUUGACAAAUGUGAGUGAAAUGGAGAAGAAGAUUGAGACGUUGUCAAGGAUUACCGCUAUUCUCAAAGAUGUUAUCAAGAAUAAGGAUCGCAUAAUAGCUCGUCUGCAGCAGCCAUAUUGUCUAGAUUGUAUUCCUGUUGAAGUAGAAUAUCAGAAACAAUUCUGUGAACUACUGAUGAAGGCAGCUAGCGACUAUGGUACCUUGACAGUAUCUGUGGCAGAUUUGCAUUGGAGUAUGAAUUUUAAGGAACCUCCUUCUUUUUGGGGGGAUAUGCUUCGACCUAUUCCUCUAGCUUUGGCAUAUUGCACUCGGUACUUUGAAUCCAUGUCUGUCACAAGAGAAUCAUUUGCAGCACUUCAAAAACUAAGAGAGCGCAAUGUUGAUUCUUCUUUACCCAGGACACCAAGUGAUUCUUCCCAAAUACUACGUGGUGUAUCUGAUUGUCUAACUCCAUUUACAUCACAAUAA
Molecule: messenger RNA, 729 nt
Organism: Lathyrus sativus (Indian pea)
Lineage: Eukaryota; Viridiplantae; Streptophyta; Magnoliopsida; Fabales; Fabaceae
Source: the annotation of a GenBank genome assembly